Messenger RNA from Coregonus clupeaformis (lake whitefish), 768 nucleotides. RefSeq names its product cholesterol 25-hydroxylase-like protein. Lineage: Eukaryota; Metazoa; Chordata; Actinopteri; Salmoniformes; Salmonidae. The transcript is spliced from 2 exons. Bases 1 to 768 code for a protein of 255 amino acids. The record is from RefSeq and is a predicted model, not a curated record. Gene Ontology annotation, biological process: sterol biosynthetic process; cholesterol metabolic process. Gene Ontology annotation, molecular function: C-4 methylsterol oxidase activity; iron ion binding; steroid hydroxylase activity.
AUGGAGCCCUCACUGGAGUCCUCCUCUCCUCUCCUGCUACAGAGUUUAUGGGACAGGAUAAGAGCACAAGAAGACUUUCUCUGCUCUCCUUUGUUCCCCGUCCUGUUCUCCCUGACACUCUAUCUGAGCUGCUGCCUGCCUUACCUGUGCCUGGACACCCUGUCCUCCAGAGUAGACCUGGUGCACCACUACAAGAUCCAGCCACAGAGCAGGGUGACCUGGGUAAUGGCAUGGAGCUGCCUGGCUACCUCCCUGCACACCCACUCUGUGUUCAUCUUCCCCCUCAGCAUUCUGCACUGGUACUGGAGACCAGUGGUCCUCCCUGCCCAAGCCCCUGGGGCUCUUCAUGUGGCCUGGUACGUGCUAGUCUGUCUCCUCCUCUUUGACCUGCAGUACUUUGUGUGGCACGUGUUGCACCACAAGGUGCCCUGGCUCUACCGGACUUUCCAUAAGGUGCACCACCGCUACACAGCCACCUUCGCCCUGACCACGGAGCACUCUGGGGUCUGGGAGACCCUGAGUCUGGGCUUGUUUGCGGCGGUGAACCCUGACCUGUUGGGCUGCCACCCGCUCACCAAGAUGCUCUUCUUCACCUUGAACACUCCGACUAAAAACGACUGUCUGAAUGGUACCACUGAGCUCAAGAAGUGGACAGAGUGCAUGUCUGAGGAUCCAACAGUGAAAGCCACCAUGUACCCCAAUGAGACCUACAAGGCCUUUAACAAGGGCUACUUCGAAUGGAAAUCCAGUUUCUACUGUUGCCUGUAG